AUGAAGAAGAAGAGUUAUGAUCCCUUCGAUGAAGAUGCUCUACCCCUGGGCCAAAUAAAUGCUGAAAAUCAUAAGAUCAAACUGUCUCCAAGACCAUUCAAAGAGCUUUCAUCUCAAAAAAAUCGAGGUGCCAAUGAUGGAGAAGAAGAAGAAAACAGUAAUAAUAAUAAUAAUAAUAGAAGAGAUUAUGAUAAUGAUGUUUACGAGAGAGGUUUUGAUAAUGAUGACAUCGACAAAGAUUGCAACACUAAUAUUAGCUUCAGCCUGUUCCACGAUAGUAAAAGCGAGAGAAGUUUCGAGUCGGCGUGUCUACCAUCAACCGGCAAAGAUAACGAUAUGGCUUACAACGACCUAAUUUGCUCUAUGAUUCCGGCCGGGCAGAAGAUCAGAAAUAAGAAGUUACCAAAGAACCUAAAUAGUGAUGAUGAUGAUGAUAACGCGGCGUCAUCUGUGUCAAUAUUUACGCAGCAAAGAACUAAGUACCGGGAGGAUGAUGACGAUGAUUCGAAAUUCGCUUCCCCUGACGGAAAUGACGUCGUUGAUGACGUCAUCGAUGAUGGCGGUCGUUUCUGCUCAACUUCGCAAUUGUUAGGGACCGAUUCUAUGGCAGGGCAGGACUUUAACUCUCAGCUGCUUGUUGAUUGGUUAAUGGAUCCCGAUAAAUCAAAAAGAACGUCGUUCAAGUCAGCAAUCGACGAUCUAUGCACCAAAGAUAGCAAAACGGCGGGAAGUAACAAAAUGGCGGGAAAUUGUGACGAGGAAGAUGAGCUGUUGCAGUUUUGUUCUGGUACUUUUACCACUCAAAAAACCGAUGACCAAACCAACUGUGCCACUGCAGCUGAUGCUAAUGAUGAAGACGAUGGUGGUGAUGAUGAUGAUGGUGGUUGCACCGGAAAUGAUGUUGAUUAUGAUCGUGAUGAUGACGGUGUUGUAGCGGGUGAUAAUGGCAGAAAUAAACCAAGCAAAGAACUAGAUAGAAUGUCAUCUUACGAUCUUUUCAGCUCAUCAUCGUCGUUUCUACCGUCUUUUAGUUCUAUGGUCCCAGACGAUAAAUACGACGAUGAAGAUGACGAUGCCGCUAAAGAUUAUGAUGAUGAUAUAGCCAAACAUUAUGAUAAUGAGAAGGCCAAAGAAUAUGCUAAUAAGGUAGCUAAAGAUUAUGCUAAUGAGAUGGCUAAAGUUAAUGCUAAUGAGGUGGCUAGUGAUGGGAAUAAUAAUAAUAAAAAAAAUACUAAUGAUGAUGAUGGUGGUGGUGAUGAUGAAAAGAAUGAUGGGGAAGAGGCAGCAAUCAAGAAGAAAAGGAAAAGGAUCAUUACGGACAGUGAUGAGGAGGAAGAAGAAGUAGAAGAGGACGAUGACGUCAUCAAAGAUGAAGAUGACGUCAUUAGGGAUAAUGAUGUCGGCUGCGGUGGUGGUGAUGAUGAUGAUGAUGUGGAGGGGGGAAAGAUGGAAGAAAGUAAAGAGGCUGUUAAGCUUCCUUCCAUUGGCAAAAAGGGGAUCAUCGAUAGACAAUUUAUUGAAGAGGAAGCCGAGUUGUCAGAUUCAGAAAAUGAACGAGGCAAAGAUGAUGACGACGACGACGAAGAAGAUGACGAAGACAAUGACGUCAUGGAGAGAGAGGAAGGUGAUGAUGACGAUGUCGGUACGGAGGAAGAGCUCAGGAAACAAGUCCAGAAAGCUCAUCUAAAAAUGGAGAUAGAUCAGGACAAGAGAGAGUUGCGCCUACUGCAAGAGCAUCUAUUGGAGGAUGGAGAUCUGUACGACGAAGGAAUUGGCAGGAUUAGGAGGUUCAGAUGGAACAAUACAGAGCAGUACGACGGCGAUGAUGCCAACGACGGCUGGAGUGGGGCGGGCGGCGGUGGUGAUGAUGAUGAUGGCGGCGGUGCUGAUGAUGAUGAUGAAGUAAAGUGGAGGAUCAAUAGAUUGGAGAGAGAGAAGUUUCUGCAGAAACACCAAGAUCUUAAAAAAGUCGGCUCAUUCUUGCACCGUCCUAAAGACACCUUAGCGAAAUAUUCAGUCGACCCAUCGAGGAAAGGUUCCACUAACGGCCACAACGACAAAAAGGGGGGUCCACUAGGCGGUGCUGGUAGUGGUUGCACUAAUUCCGGGACUCUGGUCUCUAGGAAUUCGAGAAACUUUGUCUUUAGCACUAUUUCAACUCACAAUGAAAAUAGUAAUAAUAGCUGCAGUGGUUUUGAGUUUAAAGGGACGGAAAAAUCAAAUGCACAACCGAAGAAAAAACAGAGAAGGAUCAGGUUGGAUAGUCCCCUGCCAGACAACAACUCAAACUCGUCAUCGUUCAAAAUGUUCAAAUGCAUCGACGAGUCUUCGCAAUUCUAGUGUCUUUUUCAUUUAUUAUUAUUAUUUAUUAUUAUUAUUAUUUAUUAUUAUUAUUAUUGUUUCAAUUUUACUGAUUCUUUUUCGAUUUUAGAAUAGUUAAUGUUGUUAUUAUUC
Helobdella robusta is the source of this 2454-nucleotide messenger RNA. RefSeq lists its product as hypothetical. Lineage: Eukaryota; Metazoa; Annelida; Clitellata; Rhynchobdellida; Glossiphoniidae. The transcript has 13 exons. Gene Ontology annotation, molecular function: anaphase-promoting complex binding. The record is from RefSeq and is a predicted model, not a curated record. Gene Ontology annotation, biological process: activation of protein kinase activity; mitotic G2 DNA damage checkpoint signaling; mitotic DNA replication checkpoint signaling. Bases 1 to 2340 code for a protein of 779 amino acids.